Messenger RNA from Leptopilina heterotoma, 660 nucleotides. Its product is annotated as 10 kDa heat shock protein, mitochondrial-like. Bases 124 to 444 code for a protein of 106 amino acids. Gene Ontology annotation, cellular component: mitochondrial matrix. The transcript is spliced from 3 exons. Gene Ontology annotation, molecular function: protein folding chaperone; protein-folding chaperone binding; metal ion binding. NCBI's taxonomy places the organism in Eukaryota, Metazoa, Arthropoda, Insecta, Hymenoptera, Figitidae. The record is from RefSeq and is a predicted model, not a curated record.
AGUAUGAACCUACCUUCACAUACACAUUCCCAACCCUGAAAGGCGGCUUCUGGUUAUACAACGUGCUCAACGUGUUGUAAAAAUUAACUUCCUGUUUUAAGAGCUAUAUUACCUCGUGACAAAAUGGCUUCCGCUGGUGUUGCUGCUGCUAAGAGAUUAAUUCCUCUUUUCGAUAGAGUUCUAAUUCAAAAAUCAGAAGCAAUCACUCAAACAAAGGGCGGAAUUGUACUUCCCGAGAAAGCACAAGCCAAAGUGCUGAAGGGACGAGUAGUCGCUGUGGGUCCAGGUUCCCGAAACGAAAAAGGAGACCACGUUCCAUUGAGCAUUCAAGUUGGAGACACAGUUUUACUCCCAGAAUAUGGAGGCACCAAAGUCACACUCGAAGAAGGCAAGGAAUUUCAUCUUUUCCGUGAAUUGGAUAUUUUGGCAAAAUUAGAAUCUUAAUUGCAAUUAAUUUCUGUUUAUAUUAAAUUUAAAAAAAAGACUUUUGUGAAAAGAACAAAUUUUAGAGUCCAGAUAUGAUUUUUCUUUUGUAAGCGUUAUUUUUAAUUUCAUAUAUAAAAAAAAUUAAAUCGACAUGCAUGAAUUCCUCUGUAAAUCGAGAAUCUGUCAAAUAUUAAGUUUUUACCAAUAAAAUAACCAAAGUUUAUGCAUUUAAAA